GCCCGGGUUUCACCUCCGAGCUGGCGGCGUCGGGAACCCCGAGGAACCGCUGCUGCUGCUGCUUCUUCCACCACCACCACCACCACCACCACCACCACCUCCUCCUUCUCCUUCUCCCGUUCCGUCGGACCGGUCGGGAGCGCGGGGUAUGGAGGAGCAGCAGCAGCAGAGGAGGAGGAGGGUGGAGGGGAACAGCAACCGGCGGCGGCCCCCCCGGGGCUGAGCCAUGAGAGUUCACCGAGACCUCGGCUGGUUGGCGGAGGCCACCGGGCGCCCAGGGCGGCGGGCGAGGAGCGGGAUGCUGGACGCCAUGGAGGUGCCGAGCCACUCGCGGCAGCUGCUGCUGCAGCUGAACACGCAGCGCACCAAGGGCUUCCUGUGCGACGUGAUCAUCGUGGUGCAGAACGCGCUCUUCCGCGCGCACAAGAACAUCCUGGCGGCCAGCAGCGCCUACCUCAAGUCGCUGGUGGUGCACGACAACCUGCUCAACCUGGACCACGAGAUGGUGAGCCCCGGCAUCUUUCGCCUCAUCCUCGACUUCAUCUACACCGGCCGCCUGGCCGAGUGCGAGCCGGGCGGCGAGCAGAGCCUGGGCGCCGUGCUGGCCGCCGCCAGCUACCUCCAGAUCCCCGGCUUGGUGGCCCUUUGCAAGAAGAAGCUGAAACGCAGUGGCAAGUACUGCCACCUGCGCGGGGGCUACGCGCCCUACAAGCUGGGCCGGGGGCUGCGCGCCGCCACCCCGGUCAUCCAGGCCUGCUACUCGGGGACGCCGCGGCCCGUGGACCUGCCGCCUGUGGAGCCGGCGGCGCCGCUCAACACGCAGUGCGGGGAGCUGUACGCCUCGGCCGCCCAGGGCGCCCCGCUGCACCCCCACGGGCUGUGCCCGCCCGAGCGCCACUGCUCGCCGCCCUGCGGCCUCGACCUCUCCAAGAAGAGCCCCACCGGCCCCUCCACCCAGCUCCUGCCCACCGACCGCCUGCUGCCUGGCGAGCCCCGCGAGCCCUCGCUGCCCCCGCGGCACGACAGCCCCCCGGUCAGCGCCGGCCUCCUGGCCGGCCACGCCGCCUACAAGGACUCACCGCCCGGUGGGGAGCCGGGGGGGCACCCCCACGCCCCCGACCCCUUCCGCAGCACGCCGCCCUGCGCCGAGCCCCCGCUGCCCCGUGUCGACGGGCGCGAUCUGAUGUACCGCUGGAUGAAGCACGAGCCCCUGGGCCCCUACCUGGACGAGGGGGAGGCGGAGAAGGAGCUGGACCGGGAGGAAAAGGCCGAGUCGCCGCCUGCGGCGCCGCAGCCCCGCUACCCCAGCGUGGAGAGCAACGACCUGGAGCCCGAUAACAGCACGAGCGAGGAGACGGGCAGCAGCGAGGGCCCCUCGCCCGGCGACGCGCUGGACCGCUACUGCAACCACCUGGGCUAUGAGCCGGAGAGCCUGGGUGACAACCUAUACGUCUGCAUCCCCUGUGGCAAGGGCUUCCCCAGCUCCGAGCAGCUUAACGCCCAUGUGGAGGCCCACAACGAAGAGGAGCUCUAUCACAAGGCAGCGGCCGAGCAGGCCGUGCCCUUCCUGGACAAGGGUGGCCCAGGGCUGGGUGACAUCCUGCGGCCCUACCGCUGCUCCUCCUGCGACAAGUCCUACAAGGACCCGGCCACGCUGCGGCAGCACGAGAAGACGCACUGGCUGACGCGCCCCUACCCCUGCACCAUCUGCGGCAAGAAGUUCACGCAACGCGGCACCAUGACCCGCCACAUGCGCAGCCACCUCGGCCUCAAGCCCUUCGCCUGCGACGCCUGCGGGAUGCGUUUCACCCGCCAGUACCGCCUGACUGAGCACAUGCGCAUCCACUCGGGCGAGAAGCCCUACGAAUGCCAGGUGUGCGGCGGGAAGUUCGCCCAGCAGCGCAACCUCAUCAGCCACAUGAAGAUGCACGCGGCCGGCCCCGACGGCAAAGCCAAGCUGGACUUCCCCGACAGCGUCUACGCCAUGGCCCGCCUCACCGCCGACCAGCUGGGGCUCAAGCAGGAGAAAGCGGCCGAGCUGCUCUCCCACACCUCGCACUUCCUCAGCGACCCCAAGGCCAUGGAGAGCCUCUACCCGCUGGCCAAGUUCACGGCCGAGCACCUGGGGCUGAGCCAGGACAAGGCGGCCGAGGUGCUGGCACAGGCUCCGCACCUCCACGCCGAGGCUGCCCGGACCAUAGAGCGAUACUCGCCUCCCUAGCGCCGGCCCAGCCGGGGGGUGGGGGGGGCCAC
Messenger RNA from Gavia stellata (red-throated loon), 2253 nucleotides. It is a transcript of the gene HIC1, whose product is annotated as HIC ZBTB transcriptional repressor 1. Bases 227 to 2221 code for a protein of 664 amino acids. Gene Ontology annotation, biological process: regulation of transcription by RNA polymerase II. The transcript has 2 exons. The record is from RefSeq and is a predicted model, not a curated record. Gene Ontology annotation, molecular function: DNA-binding transcription factor activity, RNA polymerase II-specific; RNA polymerase II cis-regulatory region sequence-specific DNA binding; protein binding. NCBI's taxonomy places the organism in Eukaryota, Metazoa, Chordata, Aves, Gaviiformes, Gaviidae. Gene Ontology annotation, cellular component: nucleus.